CCGGUUACAUUUUGCAGACGCUUGACUCAGGGCCCGCUACCGGCAAAAUCAAUACUCCAAUUUAUGGAGAAAAAAGCGAAGCUUUGAAGCCUGACAGUCGAUCGGUGUUAUACAUAAAUGUGUAAAUCGUCUCAGGAUUGUUUGUGAUACAUUUGUGAUUAAGCGCGAAUGCGCCAGUAUUCAAAUAAAUACAAAAACGUUCACAAAACGAAGUCUACCUCGAGCGUUUGUUAUCAUUGGCAGUGGCAGUGCUUAACACGUUUCAAAUAGUUGGGUUCAUAAUAGAUAGUGCCUUGAAUUAUUACCAGAAAAUACGUAACGCAUCGAUUGUGUUGAAGUGAAAAGUCCGGCUACUUCGAAUGCUUUGUGUGUGUUCGGAUAUUUAUUUUUAAAAACAUUCCAUAUUGCUUGACUUGCAUACAACGUUCCGUGUACAUUUAGUCACAUUACCCAAUUGUACUUUAUAGUCUGUAAUCAUGGCAUCCAGGACACCGGUAAAGAAAGUACCAAUUCAUCUACAGAGUGCCCAGUCUAGGUUGUUAAUCAAAGGUGGGAAGAUUGUGAAUGAUGACCAGUCUAUUCAUGCAGACAUCUAUAUUGAAGAUGGUGUUAUCAAGCAGAUUGGCAAUAACCUAGUGAUCCCGGGCGGGGCCCGCACCAUUGAGGCCCAGGGAAAGCUGAUCAUUCCGGGCGGCAUUGACACCCACACCCACAUGCAGCUGCCAUUCAUGGGCACAUUCGCUGUUGAUGACUUCUACUCGGGGACCAAGGCUGCCCUUGCUGGGGGAACCACAAUGAUCAUGGACUUUGUUCUGGAUCAGAAGGGGGUGCCGUUGCUGGAUGCAUACGACAAGUGGCGUAACUGGGCAGACAGCAAGGUUUGCUGUGACUAUGCCCUGCAUGUGGCUGUGACCCACUGGAGCGACAGUGUUGCCAAGGAGAUGGAGGUUCUCACCAAGGAGAGAGGAGUAAACUCAUUCAAAAUGUUCCUUGCCUACAAAGAUGUGUUCAUGCUGGAUGACAGCGAUCUGUACAGUUCUUUCAAGCGCUGCAAGGAGCUUGGAGCCCUGGCUAUGGUGCAUGCUGAAAACGGGCAUCUAAUUGCACAGAAAUCCAAGGAGAUGAUAGAACUGGGUAUAACUGGACCUGAGGCCCAUGAGAUGUGUCGACCAGAGGAGGUGGAGGCGGAAGCCACAAACCGGGCCAUUAUGCUCGCCAAUGAGGCAUGCUGCCCUCUGUACAUUGUCCAUGUGAUGAGCAAGUCAGCUGCUGAUAUGGUCACACGUGCACGCAGGAAAGGAUGUGUGGUGUUUGGAGAGCCAAUAGCAGCCAGUCUGGGCACGGAUGGCACACACCAAUGGAACAAGUGCUGGCGCCAUGCUGCGGGCCAUGUGAUGGGACCACCCCUCCGCCCUGACCCCUCCACACCAGGAUAUCUGAUGGACCUGCUCGCAAAUGGUGACCUACAGACUACAGGCACAGACAACUGUACGUUCAACGCGGACCAGAAGGCUCUUGGCAAGGAUGACUUCAGGAAGAUUCCUAACGGGGUCAACGGGGUGGAGGAUCGUAUGUCUGUCAUAUGGGAGAAGGGAGUGCACUCUGGCAAGAUGGACCCCUGCAGAUUUGUGGCCGUCACAAGCACAAAUGCAGCUAAAUUGUUCAACAUCUAUCCCCAGAAGGGCCGCAUAGCAGUGGGCUCGGAUGCAGACAUUGUCAUCUGGGAUCCCAAGGCCACCCGUACCAUCUCGGCCAAGACUCACCACCAGGCUGUUGACUUCAACAUCUUUGAGGGCAUGGUGGUCCACGGUGUCCCUGUAUUUGUUAUCAGCAAUGGACACGUAGUGGUUGAUGAGGGACAGAUGAGGGUCACGCAAGGUCAGGGUCGUUUCAUUGCGACACCGUGUUAUGCAGAGGCUGUCUAUGGCAGGAUAGAGUCACGAGAAGUGGUAAUACAGUUUUCUGUCUAUGGCACGAUAGAGUCACGAGAAGUGGCUCGAAGGCCCAAGAAGGUAGAGCGAGAGGUGUACGAGGGCCCCAUUGCGGAGGUGAAGACCAACAGCAUCGAGACGGCGCCUCCCAGGCACCGCAAUGAGAACACCAACAUCAUCAUGGGUGAUGACAUGUCUGCAGACUUCCACAGCAGGCCCCCUACCAGAUCUGGAGGUCGAAAUCAACAGGACUCUAGCUUUUCUUUCAGUGGUGAUCAAAUUGAUGAUAAUCAGCCUCGCCGUCAUAAAAUCCGCGUCUCAAAUCCACCAGGGGGAAAGUCCUCAAACUUAUGGUAGAGAGCACCUCCUCUCGACAACCAUAUUUAGAAACAUUUUUAUAAUUAUUCAUUGUGUUGUCAAGUUUUAAUAGAAUCUGUGUCAUUGUAUGCACUGCUGUAUAACAAUUAAAUAUAGUGGGUAUGAGUUAUGUGCAAAGUGUGUAUCGCUUAAUUGGGCCUUUGCCUGUAUACAUAUUAGAUGUAUGUGAACCGAAUGCUUCAAGUCACAAAUUGGCUAUCUACUUUAACUCUUUGUGUAAUAUUUACUCAUCUCUGUGGUUUAGUGUAUCAGCUCUGCUAUUCGAGAUACAGAUGUUUCAUGCUGUAAUGUCUUAUUCUCUUAUGUAAAUUGAUAUUGCUUUCUGAGGAAAACAAAUAGCAUUACAUCCAGGAUUUAAAAAAAAGCACAGCAAAUUGUAAACAUAUGACUUUGUUAUAGGAUAUCCCAUACUUUAAUUGAGAAGAGCAUGGUACUGCUUGGUUAACUUGUUAUUGUAUAAAUGUGUUUAAAAGUGUACACUUCUAUGUAAUGGUAUCAUUACAAAUUGAAGGAUGGUUCAGUGUUAGUUCGAUAUAUGCAACAUGAAUAGUUCAAUGUGGGGUGUGUCAUGUAUAAAUAUUACAAUUCAAAAUUGCUUAGAACUUAAAAGGAUCUGUAAAAAAGAAGAUGUUCAAAAUGGUUUUAACUGAAUGUUUUAUUGGGAAAAAAACAUUGUGUGAUAUAAAAUGUGUGGUGAUUGCCAUACUGUUUUUGAAAAAUGAAGAGAAUUAGCAGUAUAAAACUUGGGAGCUCAGGUUUUGAUCCUGGCAGAAGUUUGCUGAAAUGUUGUAAGCUAUUGUUAGCUGAUUAUCUGUGUUUAUGUGUUCACAAUAAUCGAUAUGAUUACGUUUACGUACAUAGAUAUAUUAUUAAGUGUUAUUGUACAUGCUUCAAGUAAUUGUUUCCAGCUCAAUGUGUUGUUGUUGUAGUUUAAAGCUAAUGAAUCACUAUAAAAGCAUGCAAAAGUGUAUGGUGUUAAAUUUGUUACAUUUGUAGGAUUACAAUGAAGUUCAAACUGUCUCAUUUUUAAAAGAACAACUUACAGUGUAUUUGUAAAAUUAUAUACAGAACUUUUUUGAUACCAUAUACUAAAUUAUAUAAAUACUUGUAGAUAUCAUAUACUAAACUAGAUAUAAAUACUUUCCUUUUUUUAGUAAACUAAAUAAUUUUAAAAUUAUAUGUAAUACUUGAAAGUAAAAUGUGAAUUGUAUUCAUGGUGUUGUAGACUGUUUGCUACUAUAAGACUUGAAUAAGUUGAGUCUUUGUUUUUAUAAAAUGGUUCAAUGUUUGUAUGAUAAUUUUAUUCGAAUCUUUGUUCUUACGUUUAUGUUAAUUGCAGCAUACAAUAUAGUAAUGUGUAUACAUAAAUUUCACAUGCUUAGCUAAGUAUUGUUGAUUAUUUGUAGUGUCAGAAAAGGUUUAUUAUGUUUUUAUUAGAUCUAAAUGUCAAGUUUUUAUAAAAAAUAUUUUUUCAUUUAAUGUACAAUAUUUACUGUAUGUAAUAGAAAUCUACGCAAAUCUAGUGCCAGUUUCAUUUUCAAUAAAUAAGUAGAUGUACACAUUCAGCUGUAACUGAUAAGUGAUUACUUCUGAUGUAUGUUUGUAAUGUAACCUUACAUGUUUUGAAACAGUGACCUACAUUGAUUAAAACGGCGUUUAUUUUCCGUUCAAGUACAAUCUAUAAACAUUUUUUAAAGAUUUUUUUAUUACAUUGUGAUUUUGUUUCUUAAUUAGAAACUGCAUAGGUCAUAGUAAUAUCAGGAUAAUAUACUUACAUUUGAAUUUGAUAAACUGCAUGUAGCUGCCACAGUGCCACAUUUUACAUCGGAUUUACAGUAUUUUCACAGUGGUGGAUGUCGUGUGUUCCUGAAGUAGCAUAUGCUGCCAUUUGUAUGGGAUUUACAGUUCAUUUUAUUUCAUUCAGUUUAUUGCCUUACUGUAAUAAUUUCGUUAUUUUGUUUAUAUUUGGCUACAAAUUAAACUGUACCCUGUAGAA
Dreissena polymorpha is the source of this 4305-nucleotide messenger RNA. Its product is annotated as dihydropyrimidinase-like. The coding region runs from base 477 to 2288 and encodes 603 amino acids. Gene Ontology annotation, cellular component: cytoplasm; cytosol. The record is from RefSeq and is a predicted model, not a curated record. Lineage: Eukaryota; Metazoa; Mollusca; Bivalvia; Myida; Dreissenidae. The transcript is spliced from 14 exons. Gene Ontology annotation, molecular function: dihydropyrimidinase activity. Gene Ontology annotation, biological process: pyrimidine nucleobase catabolic process.